AUGAAUAUAGGUAAUAAAGUAUACCUAAAAGAAAUUCAACAGAUUGUUGAUGAUUCACAUCUCAAAGUACGGGUCUUAAAGAUGUGGAAUUUUAUAAAGAAUAAUAUGGUUUUAGCGAUUGAAAUGAUCGUCAUGGGCGAGGAGGGUACAAAAUACCAUUCUCGUGUUUUCAACCAAAAUUUUUCCAGAUUUGGUGAUCUUUUAAAGGAAGGUCAAACUUAUAUCAUUUUAAAAAUCAACAUGGCGGCUGUGAGAAAUGGUUUUAGUGUUACCGGUCAGAAAAAAACCAUAACUUUGGAUUGGAAAGGCAAUGAAAUUUCAAUUUGUUGGUUCCAUCGUCAAUAUAAGACAGAAUCUACCUUGAGUACUCAAUCAGUGUCAUUAAAUGAAGUACCCCUGGAAUCAGAUGAUGUUGUUCAGAAUGUUCAAAAGGAUGUUAUAUCACAAACGGAUGAGAGUUUUACUCUCUCAAUAGUUGAUAAAUCAUCUGCAACCAGUCCAAUGAAAAUAUCAAGUGAUUUGAAGCGCAACCUCCAUGACAUUUAUGACGUUGAUUGUGGAGGUGAUUUGAGUUCAACAAAAUCUAAAAGAAAAUCAAUCGGAGAGGGAAAUCCACUUUUAGUUCCAAAAGUGGAAAAAUGA
Messenger RNA from Lactuca virosa, 642 nucleotides. NCBI's taxonomy places the organism in Eukaryota, Viridiplantae, Streptophyta, Magnoliopsida, Asterales, Asteraceae. The record is from the annotation of a GenBank genome assembly.